UUUUUUUUUAUUUUAUUUUUUUCUUGCCGGACGGCGAGCGGCACGGGAGAAACAGCGAGCAGCUGUGAUGCCAAGAUCGCACGCUCUCGUCCACUCGCAGCCGCUGUGGCACCAGCCGGUAUUGCUUUUUGAUCCCUUUUGCGGUCCCCAGAGAUGGCACGGCAACCAAAACCCUCCCAGCAUUGGAGGGCCCAGGAGUAAGGCUUGGCGUGGAGAAGGCAUCUUGUCGUUCUCUCGCUGCUCCUGGUUUGGAUCAAUCGUUCCGGCAUCUCGAUUAUCGACGCCAGCGUGCAAGAUCCUGCAGACGCUGGAGGCCGGAGCAGGGGCCGUCCAAGCGUGUUCCUGCAGAAACCCACGUAUCCGGAUCUUCACGGUGGCGUCCCAUUCAGCUCGCCCGCGCUUGUUUGCGCCGUCAUCCCCAAUAAUCAUCCCUUGACAAUCUUGCUGCGUUCCCCUGAGAGAACAAGAGCCUGCUGUCCACACAAGCGCACUCCCAGCUCGAGCAAGCGACCCCACGCUACUAAGUUAUACUGCAGCCGAAACAAGAACGCAUUGCUUCUUUCGCGAUCUGGGGAGAUCAAGAUCCUAAAUUUCCUGUCUCACUUUUCUCUCCGCAGCCACUCGAGCGCUGCUGCAUUUAUUCCUCCGUCCGUUUCGCCGGUCGCCCUGCCUUGCGUUGCGGCUUCGACGGCCUCGACGCGCUGUCUUUUGCUUGCCCAAAGAUCGCCGCACAGGACCGCCAACCGCUGAUUCUCCUUGCACACCAUCUCCAUCCGGCUCGCAGCAGAAAAGCUUGCGGGGCGAGGAAACAGGAACCUUGGAUCAGGGUCAUGCACUCUUAUCACCUGCAGCGUUGACACUUGUGUGCCUGGCGCCUGGCACGAUCGUGAAGGUUGCCCAUCGCGGAUCUGGCUAGGACGCUGCUGGAUUUGGGCACGCUAGAGCUGGUCGCCCGAGCCGCCCCCUGGUCCACCGGACUGCAUCCAUCUGCUAGCAUCAAAGAACGGCAACGCAUAUAGCCAGCCACGACCCGGACCACCCCGUCGUCCGUUCUUUUAUCCCGACAGGAUUUGUCUCCUCAGUGACCGCACCUCUCACGAACGCUCUCCCCCAAGGAGCGACAGCCUGGCACAAUGGGAAGAGCUUCCAAGCUGUUUCCGCUGGCUGGACGCAAGGCUUCAACCGCCUCGCAGUCAAGCGCGACUGAUCUGAGGGUAAACCAGCCGCAAUUGAGCAAGGCGGAACGACUCCUGGGUACUGCCGGUCUUCAGGAGGCAACACGGGAUCACAUUCCGCGACGGUCGAGCUACAGGAGUCUCAAUCCGUCCCUGUCAGAGCUAGGAGAAGACGUCGACUAUGACGACUUUUCAAAUCCGGAUCAUUUUGGCCUUGAUCCGUUACCGUUAAGACUGGCCGAUCUGCGCAACAAUCAUUCUCCAGGAGCAGGCUCGCAGCGACUCUCAUCGAGCGCAUCGUACUCGAGAUCUGCGGCUAGCACCAGCAGCCGGCGCGUCAAGGGCUCAUGGUCUUCGUCUACUUUGAAGUCCCAUUACGACGCAGCCAACGUGCACCCCAGUAUCUCGCAGCAGACUUCGAAUUCUUCCGUUCGCGACAGAGCAUUGAGACGAGACAUGUCGCCCGUGUUUGAAUCAGCUGUGCACGAUCGUAGACGGCCAAGCACAGCAAGCGCUGCCUCAAGCGCGUUUGAGAACAGAGACAGCAUGGACCGCGCGACAGCUUUGCCAGACAUCACUCGUCUUCAUUCCAAAUCAAGCUUCAUUCACCAAUCGGGCCAAUCGAAAACUAGGACCAUGAAUCCACGUCUCUCAACCCACUCUCUGACAGCUUCUCCACGUUUCCCGGGCGCUGCACCUUCAUCUAGACCAAACACAAGUAAUGGCACUGGGUCCCUCCGAAAAGCGGCUGGAACUGCCGGUAGAACUUUGAAGGUCCGCUUGUCCGUGGACGCUUUCCCAAACUCGAUCAAGCGCUUUUCAAGGCGACAGCAUACAUCAGCACUGAGCGAGCAAAAGCCAAGUGGGAUCUCGGGAAGAAAUGCCCCAAAGAACUGGUGGGAUAAUUUCCCAGUCGGAGUCGAUACAAGUGACGCGGAGAGUGAACACGACCCUAAUUUGGUUACUCCAACUGAGCAUUUGUUUCCGCCGGCUGCACGAAACACACCGAGCCCAUGCCGAUCUGAUCUGCAUUACAAUUCCAGUGAUCGCAUCAACACUGUCUACUCGCUUCGCAAGAUGAAUUCCUCUCAUGAUAUCGUUUCCGCACGAUCGUCAACUACGCUUAAAAGCCCUCGAGGGAAUCUGUCGAGAAGUAGUAGGCCCAACAGCAAGAUGAUAUCAAAUAAUUUGCAUGAGACCAGUGUUCUUUCGACUUCAUCGUCCGAAGAAGAAGAUUCGGAGCCUGAUAUAGAGGACGACGAUGACUUUGCGCUUACACAUGGUAUCCGUGACAGCAUAGCUGUGUCGGAGAUUGAUGUGCAUCAUGUAGGGCGAGCCCAAGCACUACACGUGAAAUCGAUGAGGCAGACACCAGAAGGUGUGGUUUCUGGGCGUAGACCUUCGAUCGCUAGCCUCUCGUCAAACACAACGAACGCCGACUCAAACAGCAUCAAGUCUGCAGGCAACAGCCCGUCUUAUCUUUCCGUGCCCAACCGCACCCCAAGAAGCAGAAAACGUGGGCACAGUAGACAGCCAAGCUCUAUACCGGAAGAUAACGAUAUACCAUCUCAAGUUGCCCCUCCAAUCUCUCCUCCGGCAAGCAUGCGGAGUUUCAGCGCCCCUCAGAGUGAUGGGCGCAAGCUCAUGGCUGUAACUGAGGAAGAGGAGGCAUUGCUGGAAUUGAUGCGUCGCAAACGCGCAGACAAAGCAGCACAACGUGAUAGCGGCUUAACGUCGAUUAAGUCUUCUUCGACACGCUCACACCGACCAGUAAGCAACCUAAGCGGCACCUCUUCGAUCCUCGAUAGCUUCCCACUUUCGCGAUCACAGCGUUCGUCUCUUCUCGCGUCGCGUACUACGACUCAGCCUACUCCCGAACAGGCCAGCAUAGUCAAAGACGCUGAAAGAGGUCGGAAGCGGCAAUCAGUCGCAACAACCGCUACAGACAACACUUACUACUCUAUUGACUCGCGUUUAGAGUCUCCUACACGUCUUAAAUACGCAUUUACCCCUCAUCUCUCUCUGGCAUCCCUUGAUGUCAGCCUAUCCGGCCUUCCGUCCCUGUCUCUAGAUGGGACAGCAACCCCAAGCCCGGAACCACUGCCAAGUCCAACGACUCCGUUGACUAGGCAGGCUACCGCAGACGUCUUCAUUCGUGAGAAUGGCAGCAAGAGAAACAGUACCACCAGUUACGUAGACGGCGACCGAACACAUCUCAAUGAAGAACUUCUCCAUGGCAAGCUGCAGGAUAAGCUAAAAAGAAAGACGACAGGCACCAUUGCUCCUUCCACUUCGCCAGACGCCAAAGACUUGGGGAAAGCAAAGAAAAGCAUUGAAAGUCCAGCAUCGACUACUACAUCUGGUGACGAAGAAGCAUCCAGGGUUGGGUCUGAAGACAACUCGUCAUCUGGUUCAGUCGAGCGUGCCUCAACUGUAUCAAAGAACACGAGCGAUUGCAGCUCGACCUGCGCACACUACUCCUGUUCAGCUUAUCAACGCAGAAGCCUCGGUCAUAGCUCGGCACGAUGCAGUGUCAGCGAGGAUGUUCUGGCAGCCUGGGGCAGCCUCGGGGGGUGGAGAGAUCCAGGCAUCAUGGGAUGAAUCUAAAGACAGGCAUGAAUAUUCAACAUGCGCAAAGUCAUCAAGGGUUCAAUUUCCGGUCAAGAUGCCCCACGAUACACGAGGACGUCAGACUUUGGGCGUUUGAUUCCCCUCUUUGGUCUGUUGUUCCCUAAUGGAGAGAAUUGUCUUGUCGCGGCUAAAUGCAAAAACACACUACAUUCAUAUGUACUCCGUUGUUUCAGAAAAUGUCACCUGUUCAGCUUAUUUUACACGAGCUGCUUCAUUUCGGGAGGAAAAUGUCAAAUUCAUGAUACCACAAUAACAUUUUGUUUUGUCAGGCAUGUCUCGAGGGCGAGAUGACUCGCUCACUCCUUGGCGAGUACAGAGCACUUCGGCUAUGUAUCACUAGAAACUACAAAGCAGAGAAUGACAAGCUCAAUACUGUGACUACUUUUCCUUCCAGCUUCACAAUCGAGAACCAAAAUAAGCGAACUGGCGAACUGAGGGGUGAGCAUACUUUCGGGCGGCAACCCAUGAGAAGAAAUCACACGCACGUAGAACGAACAUGCAUAUUUGGACUUCGAGGAGAGCUGAACUUUGGCAAACAAGUGCCGUGAAACAAAUUUGAUGGAACGCGAAAUCAAG
Messenger RNA from Verruconis gallopava, 4382 nucleotides. RefSeq lists its product as uncharacterized. NCBI's taxonomy places the organism in Eukaryota, Fungi, Ascomycota, Dothideomycetes, Venturiales, Sympoventuriaceae. The coding region runs from base 1134 to 3776 and encodes 880 amino acids. The record is from RefSeq and is a predicted model, not a curated record. The transcript has a single exon.